AUAGCUAACGUCGACGGAGCUGCCUCGACGAAGAAGAAGGCUAAGAAAAUGGCUGCUGAUGUUGGGGAAAUCCAGCAGAGCAGUGACUUCCUCAUCCAACCUGAAAGCAAAGUACCGACGUUGGACACAUCCCAGUGGCCCCUUCUCCUCAAGAACUUUGACAAGCUGAAUGUGCGCACGGCUCACUACACGCCGAUACCAAGCGGGAGCAACCCACUCAAGAGGAACAUCCAGGACUACAUCAAGUCCGGCUUUAUCAACCUCGACAAGCCGUCCAAUCCUUCAUCUCACGAGGUGGUGGCAUGGAUCCGGCGCAUUCUGCGCGUGGAGAAGACUGGCCACAGCGGCACCUUGGACCCUAAAGUCACCGGAUGCCUCAUCGUGUGCAUCGACCGAGCCACGCGGUUGGUCAAAUCGCAGCAGAGUGCAGGAAAAGAGUACGUGGGGAUUGUGCGGCUACACAACGCCAUCGAAAGCGAACACGCGCUAGCCAGAGCGAUGGAGACGCUGACGGGUGCCCUUUUCCAGCGACCGCCGCUCAUCGCCGCCGUUAAGCGGCAGCUGCGAGUGCGAACCAUCUACGAGAGCAAACUAAUAGAGUAUGACGCUGAAAAGAGGCUCGGAAUCUUCUGGGUCAGCUGCGAGGCAGGAACGUACAUUCGAACCCUCUGCGUGCACCUGGGACUGCUGUUGGGGGUCGGCGGCCAGAUGCAAGAGCUGAGGAGGGUUCGCUCCGGAGUCAUGGGGGAGAAGGACAACCUGGUGACAAUGCAUGACGUGCUGGAUGCUCAGUGGCAGUUUGACCACAACAAAGACGAGUCGUACCUGCGGCGAGUCAUCUUUCCCCUAGAGAAACUGCUGGUGUCGCACAAGCGCUUGGUGAUGAAAGACAGCUCUGUCAAUGCUAUAUGCUACGGAGCAAAGAUCAUGCUGCCGGGUGUCCUCCGCUACGAGGAUGGCAUAGAGGUCAACCAGGACAUUGUGGUCAUCACCACCAAGGGGGAAGCCAUCUGUACAGCCACAGCCCUGAUGACGACGGCGGUCAUCUCCACGUGCGAUCACGGCGUAGUGGCCAAAAUCAAACGGGUCAUCAUGGAGAGGGACACUUACCCACGAAAGUGGGGGCUUGGACCCAAGGCGACUCAAAAGAAAAUGAUGAUCCAGAAGGGUCUUCUGGACAAGCGUGGGAAACCCAACGAAAGCACACCCGACACGUGGAAGACUGGCUACGUGGAUUACAGUGCCCCCGCUGCAAAGGAAGCGGAAACAUCCGUGAAGCCAGCAAAGAGAAAGAGGGAUGUGGAAGAAAGUGAAGUAGAAGCCACGUCAGCUGCUGAAGAGACACCUAAAGAAAAGAAAAAGAAGAAAAAAGAGAAACGCGCCCAGACAGACGACGCAGAAACGGAGGAAACUACGGCAGCAGAGCCACAAGCAGAGCCGGAAAGUGGCAAAAAGAAGAAAAAGAAGAAGAAAGCCAAAGAAGCCGAAGAAGCUUCAGAGUGA
This is a messenger RNA of Nerophis lumbriciformis (worm pipefish), 1503 nucleotides long. NCBI's taxonomy places the organism in Eukaryota, Metazoa, Chordata, Actinopteri, Syngnathiformes, Syngnathidae. The record is from RefSeq and is a predicted model, not a curated record.